GCCCAUGACAUCACAGAGGAACCAGCAGCACAAAUGCCUGGAUUGCACCACCUGGGCAGCACUGCUGUGGCUGCACACCUGCAACCACUAGCACCUACCCCAAGGGGCUGGGUCAGCUGCAGGCUGCACGAUGGGGAUAGUGCACCUGUGGAAGUGUCUGGGGUCCCUCUAGGACAUGUUUGUCGAAAAGGUGCUGCAGAGACUUUUUCCUGAUGCUCCAAGUGGCCAAGAGAAGAGGGAGCUGCAGACUCUUCCUGCCCCUAACCCACCAAGGGAUGUGUCCCAUGAGGACAUGAGCACCCAGCCUGUGCAGCCUCCAACAGACAGGGACACCAAGGUCCUGUCUGGGAGGCGGAUCUACACCGUAAGUCUCCCUCCAGAGGGAUACAUUCCCUGCGCGCCAGAGCUGGACAGCUGUACGAACUCUGAGAACAUCUCCAGAAGUGAUGAUUCGGAAGAUCAGGAUCUUCUUGAUCAACCAAAGAGAAGAAGAGUCAGAAAGCGUAAGUCAAAGAAAAGCCCCAGCGGCAUUCAUGGGGAACGGGCAGAAUCAGAGAAACAGCAGAGUCUUUCGCAAGAAAAAUCACAGCCACUGCAUGCAGAUGGCCCCACAAUAAGCAAAAAUAAAAAAAGGAAACUCAAGAAGAAGCAGCAGAUUAAAAGGAAGAGAGCAGCUGGCUCAGCAGCAAAGGCCUCUGGCGUCAGGUUCACGUACCAGCCUGAGGGCGGUGGCAGCGACCUGGACUCGGGAGACACUGCCAGGGAGGAAGUUGCAGGCACCCAGGAGGGAGGCGUCGCUGACACCAGCGAGGAGGACGUCACAGAUGCCAGCGAGGAGGACGUUGAAAUCACCAGCAAAAAGACAGACAGUCUCCUAAAUUUUUUGAAGUCAACACAAGAAAUUUAUUUUUAUGAUGGUGUCUCCAAAGAUCCGGAUUCAGCUGUACGUGUGGAAACCUCAGAGGAGCUUCUCAAUCACCUUGCAAGCUGCGGCCUGCCGCCCUCGGAUGUGUUCAUCCUCGACCACAUGAAGGCACUGUUGCAUCUGCAGGACACUGAGGGACUGAAGCACGCUCUGGAAGUGUUCCCUGAGCACUGCACAUUGCCUCCUGACCAUGCCAGAGUAAUCUCAGCUUUCUUUAAUUACUGGAUCACAAAUGUCCUUCCUGAGAAAGACAGUGAAUAAAAUCAGACUCUCUCUUCAAGAAGAACUAAUAUUUAACAAGAGUAUGUGAAAUACUUUAUGAAAUGGGCUGAGAGUUAAUCCUUACGGACAAAGAAGAUUAAAUUCUCAGUAUUUUCUGAGUGACCCAAAACCUGCGAACUUUGAAGACAUUUCUGCCAUAUUAUUUAGUCAUGUGUUUGUACAUAAUGUGUAAGACGUCAUCUGAGGCUUUAAAUGAGAAAUUGGGCAGUCCCUGCUUUUUAGUAUUACUGAGUUUAUAAGCAUCAAUCAGUACAACAUUUUGGGAGGACAUUGGGUCUGUCCAUGGAAAUAACAAUUUUGUUGUGGGACGCUGCUGCUGGGGACACUCCUGUACAUGGUUCUGUGUGGACACUGUCUGCAUCCUUCGUGGGCAUGGACAGCCGGGGCACGCGGGAAUGCAUGGCUGAGGUUGGGGAGUGCGGCUGCCCUAUUGCACGCCCCCCACAGCAGCAGCGCAGCCUGUGUUCCCGCCAGUGCUGGGUAUUCUGGUUUCCUGGAUAUGGUUUCCUGGUGGGCGUGAGGAGGUGUCUCAUGGCAGUCUGGACUUUCACUUCUCCAAAGACCGAGGAUGACGAGCGUUGGCCAGACGUCUAUUCAAGUCACUGCCCGUUUGCGCAGUUUUAAUUUUCCUGAGUCCCUGUGAGAACCUCAGACACUGCAGCCCCCAGGGCCAUCCGCCUGUGGGUCCUCGGUUCUGACCACUGCCCCUGUGUGUCCUCUAAAUGCUCUUCGAGGUCAGCCAACAAGUGUCUCCUGCACUCAUACCCCGUCCCUGCCUGUCCCCGUGCAGGUGCCGGGGGCUCCUUUUCCUGGGGGCUGCUGUGCACACUCGGCCUCGGGGCAGUACCUCUUCCAGGGGAGGAUACCAGAGGGGCUUCCAGGCGAGCAGAGUCUUAUUCCUCAAGAUACCAGAUGGAUGGGAUGGAUGCUCUGUGUGAGACUCGCACCUCAGCCGGGGCUUCAGAGCGUGCUGGCCUCAUCUGCACGCGCAGUCAACCUGCACAGCUGGCACCUGCCCCAGGCCUCACACCCAACUCCCACCACAGGCCUAUGUCCUCCCUGCAGAUACAGCGAAAGCCUAGGGCUGUACGGUCCCGGGAAUAGUGACGACUUCCCCCUCACUACUCCCUAUGGGUCCCUAACAGACAAGGUGGAAUCUUCUGGAAGCAGACUGACACAGAGGAUCUGUUCUGGUGCCAGAAGUGACUCACUCUGGGCCUGGUGGUCCUGCAGUGAUGGCCAAGGUCUCAGCCUGGAUGCCAGGACAGGCCCAGGUGAACCGAGACGGGGACCUGGUCUGUGUCCUUGGGGGCUCACUGUCCUGCCGUCUGUGCCAUCCUGUGAAUAGGAAGUGCCACCACCAUGUGCAGCUUUGAGAGGGUCAGAAAUCCCCCAAGAUCCAUUUACCCACAUGUUGAUUUUCCUCUGGUGCAGAAUUCUGGGGAAAGGCCCUAGCGGGAAGCAGGAACCAAGGCCUUGGAGGAGCCGGCAGCGUCUGCGGAGCUUGUGCUGGGCCCAUGGACGCAGCCACUGACACUCACAGGGCAAGCCCCAUCUGUAUUGCCAGAGAUGGAUUCAGGAGCAGCGGUUUCACACUUGUGAGGAGAAGUUUGGAUUUCCCUACAGAAGCAGCCCUUAGACUCGGAACACUUGGGGCGUUGUGCAUUUAUCUGCUCGUUUAAUAACCAUGUACAAAGCCCUACUCGGUCCCCGGCUCUGGAGAUGCAAGGGAGUAAGGUGCACACCCUUGGGUCUAGGAGGAGGGCAGGAAUGCAGUAGGCGGCAGGAACAACACCACUGGCAGCGCCAGGCAUUGGGAAGGCUGUGUGAGACCAGGUCACCAGCACUGGAGCCUAUCCAGGAAGCAGUAUCCCGGGAAAGGGAUCAGCUCUCAGAAAGUUGGAGGCCCUCCAGACUACUGGGCGUUGGAUGUGUUGGCAACGUGGGGUACUGAGGCAGGCACAGGAGAGCUGGGGCUAAGUGCUCAGGGCAGUUAUGUGGAAAUGUAUCCAACUGCAAGUCUUAGAAAUCCAAAUAGUGUCUUACACAAUUGUGAUUGUUUUUUGGUUUCAAAUAACAAGAAGUUGAGGAAUCGGCAACUGUUUGAGUUGUUUUAGCUCCUGAAUAAUGCCAGAACCCAAACUCGUCAUGCAUUUCUGCUCCUGUCUUUGGCGUGUCGGCGCUUGCUUGACUCUUCGUGGUCACAGAGUGGCUGCUAUACUUCCUGACAUCACAUCUGUGUCCAAGACAAGAACCAUGGGGAGAAGGGGCGAUUCAGGCACAUCCACUGUCUUAUCAGAAACUCCUACUUUCCUUGGUCUCAGGUACCUUUCGCCGUAGUGGGUUCACCGGAUCCUCAUGGCUACAAGGGAGGCCAGAAAAGUGGUAACUAACCGGGUUAGUUCCUUAGACCAGUUAUGAUCCAUUGAGACUGAUUCUCAGCAUGGUGCUGUGCACCCUGUUCAACUGGGGUUUGCUUCAAGAAAGAAAGGAGAUUAGACAUGCGGUGAGACGACACAGCAUGUCUGGCUCCUUGAUGUCCGGCCAGUAAGACCACAGGCCACUGCCCAUUUUAUAGAUGCA
Microcebus murinus (gray mouse lemur) is the source of this 3790-nucleotide messenger RNA. NCBI's taxonomy places the organism in Eukaryota, Metazoa, Chordata, Mammalia, Primates, Cheirogaleidae. The record is from RefSeq and is a predicted model, not a curated record.